AUGAUGGAGGAUCACCUGGUGAAGAUCCCCAUGAUGCCGUCCUGUUCUCCCUCCGAGUCGUGUGCCAGCGGCGGGAGCGACGACAGCCGAGGAGCCAAGAGCCCGGCCCCGGGGAAAGCUCUCAGCCCGGCGCUGGUCUGCAGAGUGUGCGGCGACACCAGCAGCGGGAAACACUACGGCAUCUACGCCUGCAACGGCUGCAGCGGCUUCUUCAAACGCAGCGUGAGGAGGAGGCUCAUCUACAGGUGCCAGGCCGGCACCGGCAUGUGUGCCGUGGACAAAGCUCAUCGGAACCAGUGCCAGGCCUGUCGGCUGAAGAAGUGCCUGCAGGCCGGCAUGAACAAAGACGCCGUUCAGAACGAGCGUCAGCCGCGCAGCACCGCUCAGGUCCGACUGGACUCCAUCGACGUAGACCCGGACAAGGAUCACCUGACCACAACCCGGGAGCCCACCUCCUCCUCCUCCUCCUCCUCCACCUCUUCCUCCUCCUCCAGUGUCAUCACGUGGCCCCACAUCACCUCCUCCAUGUCCAUCACCUCCUCCGUGGCCCCCCAGCGCUGCAUCAGUCCCCAGAACAACCACCGCUUCAUGGCCAGCCUCAUGACGGCCGAGACCUGCGCCAAGCUGGAGCCCGAGGACGUUGACGAGAACAUCGACGUGACGAGCAACGAGCCGGAGAGAGCGUCCUCCGAGUAUCACAUGGCUCUGUACCCGUCCAGCUCGGAGAACGUGUACGAGACCUCGGCCCGGCUUCUCUUCAUGUCCGUGAAAUGGGCCAAAAACCUGCCGGUGUUUUCCAACCUGCCGUUCAGAGACCAGGUGAUCCUGCUGGAGGAGGCGUGGAGCGAGCUCUUCCUGCUCUGUGCCAUCCAGUGGUCUCUACCUCUGGACAGCUGCCCGCUCCUCUCCCUGCCCGACCUUUGCCCCGGCAUGCAGGGGAAGACCAGCUACACCAGCCUGGACCUGCGCCUCCUGCAGGAGGUGUUCAGCCGCUUCAAGGCCCUGGCCGUGGACCCCACGGAGUUCGCCUGCCUCAAGGCCAUCGUGCUCUUCAAGCCAGAGACUCGAGGUUUGAAGGAUCCAGAGCAGGUGGAGAAUCUGCAGGACCAGUCCCAGGUGAUGCUGGGACAACACAUCCGCUCCCACUAUCCCAGUCAACCAGCCAGGUUGGGGAAGCUGCUCCUCCUCCUCCCCUCCCUGCGCUUCGUCAACUCGGAGCGAAUCGAGCUGCUGUUCUUCCACCGGACCAUCGGGAACACUCCCAUGGAGAAGCUGCUGUGCGACAUGUUCAAGAACUGA
Messenger RNA from Limanda limanda (common dab), 1299 nucleotides. RefSeq names its product photoreceptor-specific nuclear receptor-like. The record is from RefSeq and is a predicted model, not a curated record. Gene Ontology annotation, biological process: anatomical structure development; negative regulation of transcription by RNA polymerase II; positive regulation of transcription by RNA polymerase II. Gene Ontology annotation, molecular function: zinc ion binding; RNA polymerase II cis-regulatory region sequence-specific DNA binding; nuclear receptor activity. The transcript has 8 exons. The coding region runs from base 1 to 1299 and encodes 432 amino acids. Lineage: Eukaryota; Metazoa; Chordata; Actinopteri; Pleuronectiformes; Pleuronectidae.